This is a messenger RNA of Panicum virgatum (switchgrass), 1997 nucleotides long. RefSeq lists its product as uncharacterized. Bases 103 to 1572 code for a protein of 489 amino acids. The record is from RefSeq and is a predicted model, not a curated record. The transcript has 10 exons. NCBI's taxonomy places the organism in Eukaryota, Viridiplantae, Streptophyta, Magnoliopsida, Poales, Poaceae.
ACGGCGUCAUUUCAAAGCUACAAUCCCACCCCAUUCUUUCCCUCCCUUCCUCCAUCUCCCGCCUCCCCGUCCGAAAUCCCCAAAUCCGCGGCCGCCGCUGCCAUGCCUCCGCCCCGCCGGAACCCGCUCCUCGUCCUCCCCGCCGUCCUCGUCCUCCUCGUCACCUCCGCCGCCGCCCUCUCCGUCUCCACCCCCGUCGAGCUCACAGUCACCUCGCACCCGCCGGCCUUCGUCCGCCUCCCUACCGCGCGAUCCAUCUCCGUUGGCGAUGGCGGCGCAGCCGGCGGGCCCUACUGCACGCGCGUCCUCCUCCGCGGCCGCCCCUCCCGGCUCCGCGACCCGUCGCGCUUCUUCCACGCGCUUCGCCUUCGAGCCAACGCCACCCGCCCCCACGGCCUCGAGCUCUGCUUCCACCGGAAUGCCACAGUGGGGCCGUGCAAGUGCGCGGCAUCUCAGUGGCAGAAGAUGCCCAAGAGCGGGCUCUGGGUGCAAGCCAUCUCUCCCUAUGACCAACGGAUUUUGGAUUUCAGAAUGCCGGCUGACCCUUCAAGGUCUGUUGUGGUGUCCACUGAGGAAGAGUUCUUGAUCCAUAGGGUGGUGUUCUUGGUGCUGGGGUUGGUGCUGAUGAUGGUGGCACACGCAUUGAGUGAGUCUGUGGUGUUCUACUACGGUGGAGCGAUGACGAUCGGCAUUUUCCUUGUGAUACUGAUUAUACUCUUCCAGGGAAUGAAGCUUUUACCCACUGGUAGAAAGAGUUCUCUUGCUAUUUUUACCUACUCCACAGUUGUUGGCAUGACGACUUAUUUUCUGCACUAUUUGUCGGGUCUGUUGCGCUCAGUUCUUGUGGAAAUUGGAAUUACUGAAGACAUGCAUAAUCCUCUAGGAAUAUUCCUUCUUGUAUUGGUCAUCUUAGCUGGAGCCUGGUUUGGUUACUGGGGUGUCCGUAAACUUGUCCUAACAGAAGAUGGAUCUGUUGACGUGGGUGUGGCUUUUUUUGUUGAGUGGGCUAUCUUGAUUGUUUCAGCUGUUAUGAUCCUUCAGAGUUCUCUGGACUAUCUCUUUGCAUUUGCAGCUUUGGUCUUUUGUGUAGUCAUCAAAGCAAUUGCAAGAGUUGAGGGGAAGUCAAGAAUUUUACGCUAUCUAUCACAGGGACUUCCUAGUGCAACUGUGACACAUUCCUCCCAUUAUGGAGAUUUAAGUGAAGACUAUUCUAGCAUGAAUGGGGCCCACCAAGAUGGAUUUGGCAAGCUCCAAGGUCACCUGCGACGUAGGCCGAGAAAAAACUCACCUCUUGCUGGCUCAGCAAAGACACAGUCACAUGGUGUUGCAAUGGACAACUACUAUUCGACAUAUCAUACUACCCCAGAUAGGAGGAAAUUAUCGGAAGAGGAAUACAAAGCAUUCACCAGAGAGGAGACAAGGAAAGCCAUGAAACAACUUGUGUCCUCACCGGAUUUCAACAAGUGGGCGUUGGCUAAUGCAGACAGGAUAUCUGUGACUCCCCCGGGAGGCAGCUACAGCAGCAGCAGCAGCAGUCGCCAGCAGCGGCAUGGUUUCUUUGGAUUGUUUUGAGUAAUGCAUGUAGUGUGCUUGCAGUUAUAGGAGUGAUUCCAUAUGUAUCAAGGAUAGGAUAGCAGUUGAGUGCUGCCACGUUUUGAAGUGGCAGCAAAUUUGUAGAAUAUUGUGUAGUUUAGUCACCACUUAGCUCCAAACGGCUAGUGUAUCAUGUAACAUUUAGUGCUACGGUGAAUGAACCUUGAGUUGCCUUGAGUUGUAUUACAUCUGUAGUCGACCAUCAGUACGGAUACAAGGGUAGUAUGAAAAAAAAUCAGGUAUUUCUAUGCUUGCACAAAAUCGUUUUUAGUCUUAUAAGCAGUUGGAUUUUGGAUUUGCAAUUAGAUCAUGGGAAGAAAACUACUUCCACUGAUGUCUGUAAAUUUAAUAAUCUGUUCAGGAUAUCAGAGGUUGCCUAUUUAUGGAUGAGAACGGAUGAUCAA